Messenger RNA from Ichthyophthirius multifiliis, 912 nucleotides. RefSeq lists its product as hypothetical. The transcript is spliced from 4 exons. Gene Ontology annotation, biological process: homogentisate catabolic process; L-tyrosine catabolic process; L-phenylalanine catabolic process. The record is from RefSeq and is a predicted model, not a curated record. Gene Ontology annotation, molecular function: fumarylacetoacetase activity. NCBI's taxonomy places the organism in Eukaryota, Ciliophora, Oligohymenophorea, Hymenostomatida.
AAUAAAAAUCAAAUAAAUAAGAAAAUGGAAAAUAUAAACUAAACCUGGUUCUAAUUUCCUUCAGAUACUGAUUUUACAUAUCAUAAUAUACCUUUUGGAGUAUUUUCAACUAAAAAAGACCCUGAAGAUGCCCGUCCUGCAACCCGAGUAGGUGAUUAUUUAAUAGACUUAAGGGAAUUGGAAAUAAACAAUUUAUUAAUUGGCGAACAAUAUAAAUCUUUAAACCGAAAAAUAUUUUAAUCAAGAACUCUAAACGACUUCAUGUCAUUGACAAGAUCUGAUUGGAGAGAAGUUCGUAAAACAAUCUAAUAAUUAUUACAUUUAGGUUCAGAAUUAGAUAAGAAUCUCGAAUUAAGAAAAAAGCUUUUUUUCCACAUAAAUGAUAUUAUUAUGCAUUUACCAGCACACAUUUAAGAUUAUACAGAUUUUUAUUCAUCUAAAAAUCAUGCAUAUAAUAUCGGAGUUAUGUUUAGAGGAAAAGAUAAUGCUUUGUAACCUAAUUGGACCCAUUUACCUGUUGGAUAUCAUGGAAGAGCAUCCACUGUUGUAGUUUCAGGAACUUCAAUUCAUCGUCCUAGAGGUCAAACUAAAGCUCCAACAGCAGAAAAGCCUUCUUUUACAGAAUGCAAAAGACUAGAUUUUGAACUUGAAAUAGGAGCUUUUAUUGGAGGAAAACCUAAUAAACUGGGGGAACCUAUUAAUGUUAAUGAAGCUGAAAAUCGCAUUUUCGGUAUUGUCCUUAUGAAUGAUUGGAGUGCAAGGGAUAUUUAAAAUUGGGAAUAUGUACCUUUAGGUCCAUUUUUAGCUGAAAACUUCGGAACUACAAUUUCCCCUUGGGUAGUUACUUUGGAUGCUUUAGAAUCUUUCAAAAUUGAUUUGCCUAAAUAAGAUCCCGAACCUUUCCUUAUUUGA